AACUGAGACAGCAAACUCGCACUCUCAGUCUCUCCUCCCAUCACCCUCAGCCACAGAUUCUCUCUAGUAUACACACGCAGUGUUUCUUCGGGCCACUCCCCCGUCCAUUUUAUUGCUCGAGGGUCUUUUAGACGGUAAUACUACAUCUGUGGGUUGUUGAUUUAGGUUUGACACCUCCCGAAAACCCUACUUGGUGUUAUUAUCAGCCACUCCGCACGGGUGGAGUUGAGCAACGUUCGGUAUUUCUUCUUCGAAUGGAGGGAGGUAGCGUCUAUAGACUUUCUUCAUCUGCUACUCUUUAAUUCAUCAUGUUCGGUCGAGCUGAUUAUUAAAUUCAGUGCAUUAACCAUCGUAGUAUUUAAUGCCGCUGAGUUUCAGCUGUAUCUCGUCUCGAUUUUAUUCCCCACAAAUUUCAGCGCGUCGCCAAAAUAUGACUCUGUUUAGACAAAUUUUGCGAUAUGCUAGUGCCACAGACCUGAUUUUUUCAAAGUGAUACACAAACCUUCUUGCCUCCGUAAACUCAUUCAGCUUGUACUAAUAGGUAAGACCUUAUGCCUGUAGUGCAACAACCUCAUUGUGUUUCUUUCAUUUUUUAUUUUUUUUUGCCAUUAUUUCUUUGAAUUACGUGAAUACUCGCAUUUAACAAAAUUCCAAUUAGAGACAAAACUUGAUGAAGACUAAGGCUGGAUCUGAAUUGCAAUUGUAAGGACUAAGGCUGCCAUGGGAUAUCAUCUUUUCAGGAGUAAUAUUUUCUUCAUUUAUACUUGGACAUUUUACCUUAGCUCCUAUUUUAUAGAUUCAUGUUUGCCGACCCAAACUCUUUUGGGAUCAAGGCUUGGUCGUUGAUGUUGUAUACAUAGACAUUUGACUUCCAAUCAGGUUGCUUUCUUUCCAAAAAGAGAAUCCAUACUUUGGAUUCAAGGAUAGAGUCAAAGAGAUCACAGAUGGACUAUAAUGGCAAUGAUUACCAAAGCAAGGAUCUUCAUGUAGCAGGUGAAGAUAGCUCGAAAGUCUCCCCUGUUUUGCGUCCUUUCACUCUUCCCAGAUUUGAUUUUGAUGAUAGCCUCCAAGGCCAUUUAAGGUUCGACAGUUUAGUUGAAAACGAAGUUUUUCUUGGAAUUCCUUGUCAGGAAGACAACCAGUGGAUUGAGGAUUUUCCUCGAGAAAGUAGUGGAAUCGUAGAGUUCAGUUCAAGUGUUACUGAGCCUUGCUCAAUCACUGGACACAAUAAUGUCUGGUAUGAGGCAACAUCAUCAGAAUCUGUUGAAAUGCUGUUGAAAUCAGUUGGUCAAGAACAUAAUCUUCCUGAAGACACUACUAUUCACCAGUCAAAUUGUGGCAAAGAAUUGAGUGAUGUAACCCAUAACAUGGAACCUAGCUUUCUUGAGGAUGAUAAAAUGGACUAUGUAGAAGAUACUAUGGUCGAUGUACAAACAGAUCAGUAUCUGGACAAGUUUUCCAGGUCAAGUGAGAUUACUGAUGGAGAGAAACACCAUUUUAAAUGUACAUUAUCGGUGGCAGGAACAUCUUUUAAAAUUGAUGCCAACUCUGAAUCUUCACCUUUGCUGGAUAAGGAGUGCAGCUUGGUCACUCCUGAAAAAUGCAAGGAAAUCUUGCCAUCAUCUGAACCCUCUCAAGGCAUCAAUUCACAUAUUAUUGUCUCUUCUGAAGUGAAUGAAUGCAAACACCAACUUGAGGAACCUAGCUUGCUUCAAGAUGAUAAGAUGCACUAUGUCAAAGGUCCUGUUAUUGGUGUGCAGUCAGAUCAGUUUCUGGAUAAGUUUCCUAGUCCGAGUGAGAUAACUGAAGGAGAGAUAGGCCAUUGUAAAUGUGAAACACCGGUGUUAGGAACAUCUUUGAAAAUUGAGGCCAACACUGAAUCUUCAGAUUUGUUAGAAAAGGAGUGCAACAUGCUCACUCUUGAAGAUUGCAAGGAUAAUUCUCUAUCCCAUGAAAAUUCUCAAGAAAAAAACUCACAUAUUUUUGUCUGCUCUGGAUUGAAGGAAAGUAAACACCAACAUGAGGAACCUAGCUCACUUGAGGAUGAUAAGAUACAUUCUUUAGAAGAUCCUGUGAUUUGUGUACAAACAGAUCAGUGUCUGGAUAAGUUUUCAAGGUCAAGUGAGAUAAUUGAAGAACAGAUGGACCAUUUUAAAUAUACAUCAUCAGUGGAAAGAUCAUCAUUGAAAAUUGAUGCCAACACUGAAUCUUCAGCUUUGCUAGAAAUGGAGCGUGACUUGCUCACUCCUGAAGAGUGCAAGGAAAGUUAUCAUUUCUCUGAACCUUCUCUAGUUAACAAUUCACAAAUUAGCGUCUCUUCAGAAGUGAAUGAAAGCAAACACCAACUUGAGGAAACUAGCUUGCUUGAUGAUGAUAAGAUGGACAAUGCUGAUGAUCCUAUGGUUGGUGUACAAACAAAUCAGCUUGUGGACAAAUUUUCUAGGUCAAGUGAGAUAACUGAAGGAGAGUUUGACCAUUCUAAUUGUACAUCACCACAGGUGGCAGGAACAUCUGUGAAAUUUGUCUCCAACGUUGAAUCUCAACUCACUCCUGAAGAACAGAUUGACCAUUUUAAAUAUACAUCAUCAGUGGAAAGAUCAUCAGUGAAAAUUGAUGCCAACACUGAAUCUUCAGCUUUGCUAGAAAUGGAGCGUGACUUACUCACUCCUGAAGAGUGCAAGGAAAGCUCCCAUUUAUCUGAACCUUCUCUACUCAACAAUUCACAAGUCAGUGUCUCUUCCGAAGUGAAUGAAAGCAAACACCAACUUGAGGAAGCUAGCUUGCUUGAUGAUGACAAGAUGGACUAUGCUGAUGAUCCUUUGGUUGGUGUACAAACAAAUCAGUUCGUGGACAAAUUUUCUAGGUCAAGUGAGAUAACUGAAGGAGAGUUAGACCAUUCUAAUUGUACAUCACCACAGGUGGUAGGAACAUCUGUGAAAUUUGUCGCCAACCUUGAAUCACAACUCACUCCUGAAGAAUGCAAGGAAAAUUCCCUAUCUGCUGAACCUUCUCAAGUCAACAAUUCACAUACUAUUGUCUCUUCAGAAGGAAAAGAAAGAAAAAACCAACUUGAGGGUGAUAAUAUUCAGCAAGAUGAUAAAUCUGUUUCCUUUAAGAGCUUUUGUGCAACAGAUGUGAGAGAGGCUGAUGACCAAGAUGCAAAUCUUGAGAGGGAGGAAGUGUCGUCAUCAAAAAUAACACAUGAACAAAACAAUGUCAAUGAACAAGAACAUAAUACUAUUGAUAAUAGUAGCUUGAGUUCUGAACUUGUAACUGGAAGCAAUCUUUUCCAUGCAGAUGAUCAUGUUAGCCCAAGAGAUGUGUGUCUUCCUGCUGAAAUUCAAGAGGUGACACAUGUAGGUGAGAAAUUUGAAGGCGGGGAAGAUGCCUUAAGGUCAUAUCACUCAUUUGAAGUGGAUUACUGUGAUAGAGAUCAUGUCUCUUCCCAUGCCACAUAUGAUGAUCCUGAGAAGAUAUGCAGAGAAGACUCUUCCUCAAAGCAGCCAAUUAAUGCCGUCAACAGAGAUCUAGACGUUUCUUUUAAUGAGAAAGAGGAAACUGUGUCAACUACUGUUUCUAGUGACAUGGAAAAUAAUAAAUCAAUUGGUCACCUAAUUGAGACUGUAUCUUCUUUGGGUGUAGAGUGUUUAGCACAUGUUGAGAAUGUUCAUGGGACAGAGUUUGCCAAAAAAAAAGUAAAUAAAGCGUUAUGCACUGAGGAGGAAGAUGCUACCCACUCCUCACAUGACAUAGGGGACAAUGUCUCAUUCACUGAAAUAAGUGAUGUUCCAGCUGCAGUGGUCAAUCAAUCUGAGAAGCUGCCAUUGCCAGUUAAGGACGAAAUGGAUACCAUCUGCCCUGCUGAAAAAGCAAACUUAUCAGCAUCAGGUUCAUCCUUUCAGAUGGAAAUCCAGCCAGGUCCUGUUUGUGGUGUUGAGAAAGGCGUGUAUGUGCCAACACUGUUGAAAGGUAUUGAUCAUUUCAUUUUCAACGUAGCUGCUGAUUCUGAGACCAAAGCUGACCCAGCCAGUGUUUCUGGUGAAAUUCAUCUAGUCCAUUCUAUGGAUGGAGAUAUAGGUCACCAGCAUGAAUCAGUUUAUCCAGGCACACCAAUGACAGCUGAUCAUUCCAUUCCUGUGAUAGAGGCUGCUGGUACAGAGACCAAGACUGACCAAGCUCGUGUUUCUGGUGAAGUUCGUCAUCAUUCCUCCAUGGUUGAAGAAAUUGUUCAUCGGCAUCACUUAGCAGCAGAAUUGGAAGGUCAUGAUGCAAAUGGAACGGCAGGAAAGCAUGUGGAAACCGAGAGCGUGGAGAAAAGUGAGAGUGAAGUUUCCAAGGAACAACAUGCACCUAACGUGAGUUCCGUUGUCACAACAAGCACUCUGAUUCAGAAUACCGAGAGGGAGAAGCGAGAGGUUGACAAUAAAGGCGCUGCUGAGAGUGUGUCAUGUCCUCUGGAUAUAGAUGAUUUUCGUGGUAAAGUAGAGUCAAUGUGCGUCAAAUCUAGUGCAUACUCAUUGAAGAAAGAGAUGGGCAAGGACUCACAACUAUAUGGCAGUAGCAAAAUCCCAGAAGUCAUGAUGGAAGUAUUACAACCUAUUGACAAGACAACACCAUCUUCUGGUGCAAAAGGCGGCUCUGAGCAUAAAAUAAGGCGCCGUUCAUGUAAGCCAGGAAGAGAAAUUAGUAAAAAGGGAAAUCAAGUGAAGGAAACCCCUGUCAUACUCUCCGAGAGGGUGGACAAAUCACGUGUGCACUUGGGCUCUUCUGUUUCUGGACAAUCGGUGCAAGUUGAAGCUGGAAGUGUUCAGCGCAGUGGCACAAAGAUCAGUAAUGUUGACUCUAUAUCAACGUCCAUUCUUCCAGAUCUGAACUCUUCCACUACACCUGUGCCAUUUCAACAGCCUUUUACUGAUCUACAACAAGUGCAAUUACGGGCACAAAUCUUUGUUUAUGGAUCAUUAAUUCAAGGUGCAGCACCUGAUGAGGCCAUCAUGGUUUCUGCCUUUGGGACCACCUCUGGAGGGAGGAAUGUUUGGGAGCCUGCAUGGCGUGCUUGUGUAGAAAAGCUGCAUGCACAGAAAUCCCUCUUCUCCAGCUCUGAAGUGGCACAUGAGCCUGGUUCAGGUCUAAAGACACCUGAUCAAACAAGCAAAUAUGAGUUGCAUAAAAGCAAAGCUCUUUCCUCAAAUGCUCCCCGACCAAGCAGUAGCAGGGGUACUUCUAUUCCACCUAUAAUUUCUCCAAUGAUACCUCUUUCAACACCUAUUUGGAGCAUAGCAACUCCCUCCUGUACUGGUCUGCCACCCACUGGUAUGGCAAAAGGAACAAUUAUGGGGUAUCAGGCGGUUUCCCCUUUACCUUCUUUCCAGACUCCACCCAUGAGGAAUUUCCUAGGGCACACUAAUUCUUCGCUAUCACAGACUUCUUUAACUGCACCAUGGGUUGCUUCUUCCCCACAAACUUCUGGUUUUGACAUUAGCACUACUCGUAUUCCUGUUUUCCCCAUCGCAGACCCUGUGAAUUUGACGAUCCCUACAAAAGAAUCGUCUGGUGUUUGUAGCGGGACAAAAUAUGCAUCACCAAUCUCUGUGUCUCCCCCUUGUAUGCCACCUUCUGGGGUUCUUCCACAGACUUCUGCUCAACAUUCUACUGAACUAAAAUCUAAAAAGAGGAAAAAGGCGUCCCGUACUGAGGCUCCUGGACAGAUCCCACUAUCAAUUUUGCCAGGGCCUGCCGCGAGAGUUAGUUGCCGUUGGCCAAAACUAACUCAUUCAUCUGAAGAUAUUGGGCAGGCCUCAUUGAUACCUGAAAGCGAGACAGUAACAGCAUUCUGCACUCCUAUUGCUAGCAAUCUUUCUUCUAUGCCGAUUGCUGUUUCUCCUUCCAUAUCUGCCAACCACUCUAAAAUUGAAGAUACUGAUGUGGAGAAAAGGAAACUAACUUUACUGGAUUUUAACAGAGUUGAUGAUGCAAGGUUACAGUCAGUCGAGGCUGCUGAACAUGCAGCUGUUGCACUUGGUCACUGCCAAGAUAUAUGGAGUGAGUUGGAAAAACAAAAGAACUCUGGAUUGAUGUCGGACGUUGAAACCAAGCUAGCUUCUGUUGCCGCCACUAUAGCAGCGGCCGCUUCUGUUGCUAAAGCCGCAGCCGCAGCUGCUAAGAUCGCAUCAAAUGUCGCUUCACAGGCAAGGCAGAUGGCUGACGAGGUAUUGGCAUCAAAUGAGAGCAGAACUGAUUCUCUACCUGACUUUGUAAGAAACAUAGAAGGUGCAACUCCUGCUUCCAUUCUAAAGGGUGGUUGGGGUGGGCCCAACGUUUCUGGUUCUGUUAUUAUUGCUGCCAGGGAGGCAGCCAAGAGAAGAAUUGACCUUGCUUCUGCUAACUCGAUACACGCUGAAAAUUUAGAUGCCAUAGUUAAGGCUGCUGAAUUGGCUGCUGAGGCUGUAUCACAUGCUGGCAAGGUGGUUGCAAUGGGGGAUCCUUCCACAUUAAGUGAAUUAAUCGAAGCAGGUCCUGAUGGCUACUGGAAAGUUUCCAAAACACUAGGAGAGCAGUGUGUGAAAUCAAAUGGCGCUACUUUAGGGAAAACUGGUCUCAAUGCCACCGAAAUGGAUUCGGAUGUUUGUGUGGAGAAAUCUGAGUGGCCAUCUAGAAAAGCUUUAAAGGCCCUAACAAUGGAUCGAUUGCCUCUACAAUUGGAAGGAGGUGUUAGAGUAGAAGAAGAAAUAUCAACAACGAUUGUAUGUGCUGAAAAUGAAAUAUGUGGGAGCAAGAGUCCCGCUCCAGAACCUACCAAGUCACCCGACUCUUCUUCCACCAAGCCAGAAGUGGACUCUAGGUUAACUUCUCUUCAGGAGGCCUAUGGAAAAGUUGAAAGUUCAACAAGUGGAGAAAACAUAAAGGAAGGCUGUCUUGUUGAGGUUUUUAGGGAUAGUGGUGACUUGAAUGAUGCAUGGUUCUUGGCAAAUGUUUUAAACUUAAAGGAUGGGAAUGCUUUUGUCUCUUACACAGAACUCCAAUCAGAGAAAGGACAUCUAAAGGAGUGGAUCCCUCUAUACAUAGACGGUGAUGAGGUGCCUAGGAUACGUGUUGCAAAACCUAUGACCGUUGUGCACUUCGAAGGUGCCCGAAAAAGGAAACUAGCAGAAGUCAAGGAUUAUUCUUGGUCUGUUGGGGAUCAAGUUGAUGCAUGGAUCCAUGUUUGCUGGCGAGAAGGAAUCAUUGUUGAAAAGAACAAAAAGGAUGAAACUAUGUUCACUGUCAAUUUUCCAGCCCGCGGAGAUAAUGCAGUUGUUAGAGCGCAGCAUCUUCGUCCUAGGCUUAUUUGGAAGGAUGGCUUGUGGAUUGAGUGGUUCACUUCAAGAGAACAGACUUCUCCCAAGAGUAACACUCGGAAGGGGAAGAGGGCAAAGUUGCGAAAUGCGACGAAUGAGGAGGUAGAUUGGGAAAAGGUGAAGGUCACAAAAAGUGUUGAUGUGCCAGAAUUGGAGACAACAAAAGAAGAAACCAAAUCAAUCCAUUUAUCUGCUGCUGAAAAAUCAUUUAAUAUUGGUGCCCACAGGAAUGAGAAUAAUCAGCCAAAGCCUGCCACACAUAGGACAAUGAGGUCUGGCUUACUGCAAAAAAAAGAAGGGCCAAAAGUAAUUUUCGGUGUGCCUAAACCUGGAAAAAAGAGGAAAUUCAUGGAUGUAAGUAAACAUUAUGAUUCAAACAGGGGGGGUGUUAAGAGCACCACCGCUAGUUCAACAAAUGAUUCAGCAAAAAUUGUGAUUCCAACUAGAUCAGGAGUUGGUGGGGGAUGGAGAAAUAGUACCAAAACUGAUGAUGCAAAGGAGAAGAAGUUCCUUGCCGAAUCAAAACCCAAACCUCCCCUUAAACCUCGAAAACCACUCACUUCAAGUAAAAUAUCGAAAGAUAACUAUUUUCGGUCAACUCCGACUAGUUCUGCUGAUGUCAGUCAUGACAAGAGCGAAUCAGGUUACUCAGAUUCAGUGAAGUUUGGUCCCAAUGCUGAAGAAGUGGCUGAAUCAAAGGCUCUUCCUCCUGCUGUUAAAAAGGCUCCAAAAUUGAAGAACAGACCUGAACAGAUGAAUAGGGGAAACUUUGCCACUGGUAGUGGAAUGUUAACAAAACAAGAGGAGGUGAAUGAUAAGUCAACUUCUGAAACCAAUGAACCGCGCAGGUCAAAUCGCAGGAUUCAGCCAACAUCCAGGUUAUUGGAAGGCUUGGAGAGCUCACUGGUUAUCCCUAAGCUCCCUUCUGUUUCACAUGACAAAACACACAAAAACCACAACAGGGGCGCCACAUCCAAAGGCUGAUGGGGAGCUUUUUGGAAGUGAACAAUAAUAUGGUGCGCAUUCAAGUGAUUAGCUCUGCGACAGCAAUUGGGUGCAUAAAUGUUGUAUAUUUCUAAUUAUUUAUUUUAAAAGAUACACAUUGUUGGUGUGAAUUUUCUCACUUGGUUGAUUGAUGCAUUAAUGGCAGAAUUGAGAGAUAUCUCCCGUCCUCCCUAUAUAUAUGUAUGUAUGUAGUUUUGUAUAUGGAAGUAUGAAAUUGGUGCAUUGUUCGAUCAAAUUUCGGUUUUUUAAGAGCCCGUUUGGAGAACUCUGUUUUCG
Messenger RNA from Cuscuta epithymum, 8618 nucleotides. The record is from the annotation of a GenBank genome assembly. Lineage: Eukaryota; Viridiplantae; Streptophyta; Magnoliopsida; Solanales; Convolvulaceae.